AUGCGGGACGAGGCAGAGAGACCCGCAGUGGACGACAUGGAAGAGGCGGAGGGAGACAGGGAAACGGAUGGCUGCAGCGAAGAAGCCGGCGGCAACCUUCAUGAGGGCGACGAUGCCCAGAGUGAGUCGAGUGCUCUUGCGGGCAAUGCCGAGCGUGCGACUGAACGAGACGACGUUAGCGAUAGUGGAUCUGAACGGUAUCGGCACGAGUCGGAAACGUCCGCCCUUCCUGAGAAUGUGGACGGGGAAGACAUCGCGCACACAGGGUCACGCUCAAGUUCGCCAGAAAGCCACGACAACUCCACGGUUUCGCGACGCUCCUCCGACAGCCCCGCCGGCGGAUCCCGUGGACGGUCUCUGGAGCUAAACACCGCAGGAGACGCUGAUGGAUCGUCGUUAACAGGCCAACCCGAACCAAAUUCGCCCGAGGCAAGAAAUGCGCCUGUUCUACGCGAACAGGACGAAAGAGCACAAACCCAGGCGGCGGACGAUGAGCGCGCACGCAUCAGCGAUGGCAAGCAGAACCGACUCGGGACUGGAGCAGAUCGCGACGAACAACCUGAACAAGGAAUGCUGUCUUCUUCAGUACCUGACGGGCAAAACCCCUCCCAGAGAGGAGGCGCGUCCGAAGAGAAGGCAAAUCAUCUGUUUUGUUCCAAGUCGCCAACGUCCCGCUUCCCCUCUGAUAGUGUGCCCAGCAGCGCCGGCAACAGACUGCCGUCCGGGGUUCCGUUGGGAGAGGAGUUGGAGGUGAAUCGGCGCACGUUUCUGACGGAAAAGCGAGAUGGACGUGUGGAGGACCACGUCGGAAGACCGGACUCUCGACGCGCUCUGUUUGAAUCGCUAAAGAACGGACCGAAAAUCCGUGAAGGCGUGGAGCGGAUUCAUGGUCUGCUCGACACCCUCGAUCAGAGGGUAGACAAACUCAUGGGGGACCACGAGAGGGAUUUUCUGCUCGCGUACCGGACGCACAUGUACACGAUUCAGAAGCAAAUGGACUACUUCAAACAGAAGGCAGACGAAGAGCAAACAAAGCUUUUGAGAGAUGUGAAGAUUCGGACUCUGGAGAAGGAGUUGAACUGGUUCAUGUCUGAGGCGCUUCGACUUGAUGGCCUGUGCAAGCAGUAUCAAAACGACCUCAAUAAAUGGCGUGACCGAGUCGAGGCGCUGUCUGAGGAUCGUACUUUUCUCGAGAAACAAGUCAAGUCUUGCAAAAAACAAACGCGGGCCCUACAGGCACGCCUCGAGGAAUUCGAAAGCGAGCAUCAGGAGGUACCCGACGGAAGCCCCGUCGCCGGUGAACUCCCUGGACGUGAGGGGUUUGCCGAACAAGGUUUCCAAAUUUUUGGGCGAAGCAGCCACGAAGGCGCGUUCCUCCCUACCGGCAGUCCCCCAGGAAACCCGACGCCUGCCGCCUCUCUUGGACCAGGUUCCUCUCCAAACGCGGCUGCGCCUUCGUCCUUUGGGAAGGAAUGCUGCGAUCGAGCGACUGAGUUUCUCCGCAACCAAAAUGCCCGACUGCGGACUUCUCUCGAGCGCGAAAAACGAAUCGUCAUGCAACUGAGACUGGAGCAAAGCAACAGGGUCUCUGAGAAAACCGACGCAGAGGACUUCUUUCUCAAGUGCUGCGAAGAGGUAAAGAAGGAGAUCCAAAUCCGGAGGACGCGAGCCGUCAGCGACGCCUCCAAAACGAGGACGCGAGAAACAGGAAACAAGGCAGAAGAUUUCGGCAGGCCAAACGGCCGUCUUCCUCGCGACUUGACACUGCAAGAUUUUCUUAAGACUGACAGGCGCCGGCUCCUCGAGUUGAUCAUUUCCAACGAUGACGUUCUCCACACACGACGCAUGACCGACGGGCGAACCUUGGAGGACAGGAAAGCAGGAGGACCCCCCCGUGAUGGAAAGGCACUCUGGACGUACCGCCGGCGCAAAUUGUCCAAGUAG
This is a messenger RNA of Neospora caninum, 1944 nucleotides long. RefSeq names its product putative myosin heavy chain. Bases 1 to 1944 code for a protein of 647 amino acids. NCBI's taxonomy places the organism in Eukaryota, Apicomplexa, Conoidasida, Eucoccidiorida, Sarcocystidae. The record is from RefSeq and is a predicted model, not a curated record. The transcript has 6 exons.